Messenger RNA from Cloeon dipterum, 1092 nucleotides. RefSeq lists its product as uncharacterized. The record is from RefSeq and is a predicted model, not a curated record. Gene Ontology annotation, biological process: positive regulation of protein autophosphorylation; positive regulation of cell population proliferation. Gene Ontology annotation, molecular function: growth factor receptor binding; growth factor activity. The coding region runs from base 35 to 955 and encodes 306 amino acids. The transcript has 7 exons. Gene Ontology annotation, cellular component: membrane. NCBI's taxonomy places the organism in Eukaryota, Metazoa, Arthropoda, Insecta, Ephemeroptera, Baetidae.
UAUCACGAUAGACUCAGUAAGGGCCGGAAGAAAAAUGUUCAGCAUGAGGAAAGUGUGCGUGCUUUUCUUGCUUAUUUGGGCCGUCAGCGGCACAAAGACGGUGCAGCAAGGAAAAAAGAAGCCAGAUGUCCAGGUUGCAAAUCAUAGAGGCGGACGAAGCCUCUUGGGCGUCCUUCACAACCAGAGAAAUAUCGCGUCCAAUUUUCAGGACGAUGAAGACGAAAAGAUCGCGCAAUUUUAUGAAGAGAUGAGCAAAGUCAAAACUAGAGAUCAGUUCCUAAACAUGUUUAGAAACAAACCGGAUGUUUUUGAUUAUGAUUCAGAAAAUGAAGCGAGCGGAGAUGGAAUCGACCAGCCGCUUCAAACAGUAAAACAAAGAAUCGGUGACGAUGAUGAUGAUGAUGAGAACGAUGUACACUUAUUCCACUCUAUUCCACGAAAGAAAAAGGAUUUUCGAGAUCCAUGGAAAACCCUUCAACGGGAUGAUUGUAUACUUGUGAACAUGACGGUUCCGGUAGUACCAAUGAAAAAGCAAAAGCACAACGUCGACUAUCAUCCGAGCUGUGUGAGGUUGCAGCAGUGUAAUGGAUGCUGCAAGCAUUCCCUCCUACAGUGUGAACCAACGAUUUCCGCAAUCAGAAAAUUUGACGUUCAUACAAUCGAUCCUUUCAAUCGAGAUUUAGCAUUCCUAAUGACAGUGGAAUUAGAAGAGCAUCUGAGUUGCACAUGUGACUGCAGGAUAAAGAAAGAACAUUGUACACCCUUGCAAAAGCAUGAAGGUUGCGCAUGCAAGUGCAAAGAUAUCGAGAAGAAGCGAAAUUGCUAUAAUUCCACUAUAAAAAAAUGGAAUUCAAACACUUGCAUGUGUCAGUGCCGCGAAACUAGAGAGUGCAGCACAGGAUUCUCUUUCGAUGAAGAAACCUGCAGCUGUGUGAAGAACCGAAGAAAUCGCUGAAUGUUAGCCAGGAAGACGACUCGUAGAGUUUUAUUCUUCGGAUAAAUAUACUAUUACUUAUUAUCAACCAAUAAAGAUAAUUAAAAACAGAUAAAUCAUAUGUGUGACAAGAAAACCCAGUCAGAAUAAUUCACUUC